AUGUCGGAGCGAUGGCAAGCAUUCCUCGAGGAAGUCCAGGGCCUUCGUGAUUUCUUUGAAAAUCAAAAGAAGGUUCUAGAUGUUGCAGGCUUGCAGACGCUGAUGAGCCACCAUGUCCGUCAGAUCCUGUCUAGGGACAACUUGUUCUGCGAUCCUGCUGGCGCCACGGCCUUCACAGAGCUGGUCUCAAGAGGAUCAUGGACAGCAGAGCAGAAGAAAGAGCUGAGCAAGUGGGCCAGCGAUGUGAUCGACACUUUUGCGCACUACUUCAGUGCCAAAGAUGUGCAGAUCCUGUCCAACCCUCGCGAGGACCUCACCAUCAAGCUCGACUGCAUUGUGAGCAGGCUGCAGAAGGUCGGGCUCCACUUGCCCAAAGAACAGACCUGGGGCAAAAUCCUCCAAGCCGCUCAGGCGGCCGGGCUGCAGGUUGAGGAUGAAGCCGCAUCCGUGGCGAUCAAGAGACGGUUGAAGCACUCACUUCAGAAACGGCCAGUCUUGGUCAGCAGCCAUAGGGUGAGUUUCCCCAUCCACCCACAGGACAUGCCCUGGUUCAAGGAGGCCUAUGGGGACGAGCUUCCUCAUGACUUGGAUGAGGCCACUGUGAUGACCAAAAGUGUUAAGCUGCGGAAAAGCAAAGGUGCCAGCGCCUCAAGCAGUGCCUACACUGCACCCCAGGGUGCCAAUGUGCCUCCACAGGCCAUGGGCUGGGAGCCCCUUGCUAUGAUGAUGGCCAACAUGAUGAACUUCCAGUCUGCAGGAUUCCAAAAUGCACCAAAUGCAGUACUCCAGUGGAACAAGAAAAGGAAGAUGCUCGAGGAUGGCCAACCGGCCGCUGACCCACACCAGCCUGAGAAGCCGAAGCCGCUGACAGAAGCUCCGGCCAUCAUGGAUCGGACUGCAGAGCCUGCUGCUACCGUCAAACCUGAAGCUUCACCAGUUCAGCAACAGGAAGCUGCUCAGGAUCAACCCAGCCAGGUUGCAGAGCAAAAGAAGUCAGAAGCUGCGCUGUUGGAGUUGCCAAAGCCUAGCACUACGGCACCACCCAUUCCGAAAGCUGGAGCUCCGUCCGGCAAGAGCAAGCCUAAAGCGAAGGCAAAGGCAAAGGUGAAGAGUGGAGCAAAACCAAAGGGGAAAGCUGCUGCUAAAGCCAAAGCAGGAUCCUUGCACCUGAAAUGGCCGGGCACGAAGGCACAAGAGCCGAUCCACGCACGUGGUCAUAUCAUCUAUGUUUGCCCACAGAGCUCCAACUACCGUUUGCGCAGAAGUGGUGAGAGGAAUGACAAGGCUUUCAGUUGGAAAGCAGUUACUCCUCACGUUGCCUGGAAGCGGCUCGUGGCCCAUUUGUCCGAACAGGAUUAG
Messenger RNA from Durusdinium trenchii, 1359 nucleotides. NCBI's taxonomy places the organism in Eukaryota, Dinophyceae, Suessiales, Symbiodiniaceae. The record is from the annotation of a GenBank genome assembly.